AUGAUUUACUUGUAUAUAUAUUUAAAAAAUUCAAGCAAAGUGCAGUCAAAAAAAUUUAAUAUUUUACAUGCAAUUUAUUAUUAUAAAAUUCCAAAAACUAUUAUAUGCGCCAUCGAAAGUGGAGCCAAUAUCACAAUAACGGAUUCUUUUAAUGAAGGAGCUCUUCAUUUGGCUGCAAAACAUAAAUUGAAAGAAGUAGCCGAGCAUUUGAUUUCACAUGGUUUAGACAUCAACGCAAAAGAUAAAAAUGGAAAAACUCCACUUCAUUAUGCAGCAGGAAAAAGUCUAGAUAUGGUAGAAUUCCUUAUUUCACAUGGUGCGGAUAUUAAUGCAACAACACGGUGCAAAGGAAAAAUAAGUGGAACAAAAAGGAGAAGAUGA
Molecule: messenger RNA, 381 nt
Organism: Trichomonas vaginalis G3
Lineage: Eukaryota; Parabasalia; Trichomonadida; Trichomonadidae
Product: proteasome regulatory particle assembly
Exons: 1
Coding region: 1-381 (126 amino acids)
Biological process (GO): positive regulation of transcription by RNA polymerase II
Cellular component (GO): nucleus
Molecular function (GO): transcription cis-regulatory region binding; protein binding
Source: RefSeq, a predicted model, not a curated record